Molecule: messenger RNA, 1636 nt
Organism: Brachypodium distachyon (stiff brome)
Lineage: Eukaryota; Viridiplantae; Streptophyta; Magnoliopsida; Poales; Poaceae
Product: monodehydroascorbate reductase 4, cytosolic
Exons: 9
Coding region: 121-1428 (435 amino acids)
Cellular component (GO): cytoplasm
Molecular function (GO): oxidoreductase activity, acting on NAD(P)H; flavin adenine dinucleotide binding
Source: RefSeq, a predicted model, not a curated record
CUUCUCCUCUUCCAUUCCUCCCUCCCUCCCUCCCUUCCACGUUCUUCCUCCUUCCCUUCCUUCUCGCGAAUCAAUUCAUCAUCUUCCGGGAGGCCCGUCCAUCCACCGGAGCCGGAGACCAUGGCGUCCGAGAAGCACUUCAAGUACCUCGUCCUCGGCGGCGGCGUCGCGGCGGGGUACGCGGCGCGGGAGUUCGCCAAGCACGGCCUGCAGCCAGGGGAGCUCGCCAUCAUCUCCAAGGAAUCCGUGGCUCCGUACGAGCGCCCAGCCCUCAGCAAAGGCUACCUCGCCCCCCAGAACGCGGCGAGGCUCCCGGGAUUCCACACCUGCGUCGGGAGCGGCGGGGAGAAGCUCUUGCCGGAAUGGUACGCGGACAAAGGCAUUGAGCUGAUCCUCAGCACUGAAAUCGUCAAGGCCGAUCUUGCCACCAAGACAUUGACCAGUGCAGAUGGAGCAACCUUCAUAUGCGAGAUCUUGCUCAUUGCCACCGGCUCCUCGACCAUAAAGCUCACUGACUUUGGCGUCCAAGGAGCAGAAUCGAACAACAUAUUGUACCUAAGGGACAUCGAGGAUGCCGACAAGUUGGUCGCAGCUAUGCAGGCAAAGAAGGACGGGAAGGCCGUCGUCGUCGGGGGUGGCUACAUAGGGCUUGAGCUCGGCGCGGCGCUCAAGACCAACAACUUUGAUGUCACUAUGGUGUACCCAGAACCGUGGUGCAUGCCCCGGCUCUUCACCGCCGGCAUUGCUCAUUUCUACGAGGGCUACUACGCGAGCAAAGGAAUCAACAUUGUGAAGGGUACCGUGGCCAGUGGAUUUGAUGCUGAUGCCAAUGGAGAUGUUAGUAAAGUGAACCUUAAGGAUGGGAGAGUACUCGACGCGGACAUCGUCAUCGUUGGCGUUGGCGGCAGGCCAUUGACAGGGCUCUUCAAAGGCCAAGUCGAGGAGGAGAAAGGUGGACUCAAGACGGACACAUUCUUCGAGACAAGCGUGGCCGGUGUGUACGCCAUCGGCGACGUGGCCACCUUCCCCAUGAAGCUCUACAACGAGCCGAGGAGAGUGGAGCACGUGGACCACGCCCGGAAGUCGGCGGAGCAGGCGGUGAAGGCGAUCAAGGCGAAGGAGACCGGCGAGACCGCGGCGGAGUACGACUACCUGCCCUACUUCUACUCCCGGUCAUUCGAGGUGGCGUGGCAGUUCUAUGGCGACAACGUUGGUGAGACGGUGCUGUUCGGCGACAACGACCCGGCGACGGAGAAGGCCAAGUUCGGCACUUACUGGGUCAAGGACGGCAAGGUCAUCGGCGUGUUCCUGGAGGGCGGCUCGGCCGAGGAGAACCAGGCCAUCGCCAAGGUCGCCAGGGCCCAGCCGCCGGCGGCCGACCUCGAGGCGCUCUCCAAGGAGGGGCUGGACUUCGCCUCCAAGAUCUGAACUGCGAAUUAGCUUUGUGUGUUUGAUCUGGUGUACUACUUUAUUAGGCUCGUGAGUCUUUCUAUAUGUAUAGUUCUUGCUAGAUCAUAUGAGUAUUUUGAUUUUCUGAAUCUGCCGUUGCGUGGAAGUAAUAACAACACCAUUGGUGUUGCCUGUGAUAUAAUGUUCAUAGUAACAUCUGAUCGUGCAUGUCGAAUCCUAUCCUUUA